Molecule: messenger RNA, 2069 nt
Organism: Plutella xylostella (diamondback moth)
Lineage: Eukaryota; Metazoa; Arthropoda; Insecta; Lepidoptera; Plutellidae
Source: RefSeq, a predicted model, not a curated record
AGCUUCAUUCUUAGCGAUUUAUGUUUACGUAUUGUAGUAGCGCCAUCUACUGUAGGCCUUGCACGAUAGUUUAAAGUUUCUUUUUUUUUUUUUUUUUUAAGUUGGCAUCUCUGACUGUGUCGUGUUGGUGACAGGAGGUUAUAUAAGCCCCUGCUCUAGGAAUUUCUCGUCAUUCUGUGUUAUCGUGCUGUAGCCUUCGCACGUAUUUGGCACUCUGCGAUAUUUUUCAAAUACCCUCCAAGCAAAUAACAAGAUGGGAAAGCAAAGGAAAAUUCGAGACGCUGAAAACGACAGGAUUGCUAAAAAGAUAAAACUACUGGAAAAUAAAUUACGACGAGGGAGGCGAAUAAUUUCAUCGGAUGAUAGCGACUCACACGUUGAGGAGCAAGUUUUGCCCGAUCUGACGCCGUCCAGUUCACCGGCAACUUCGCCACGAAGUAAUAUUAUAAUGAGCUUAGACAUGCCAAGCUUGUUGUCUCCUAUGCAGAAUACAUCGCCUUCUGAACAGCCUAACCCGGAGCCUACCACAGCGGAUGUGACAGUACAUGAGCCAGGCCUGCCGUCAGAUCCUGGGCCCUCCACCACAACUGGCGCUCCCAACGAGGAGUCUGAAGCUCAGCUAGAGGAAGAUAUCUUGCAGAUACUUGGCGAAGCACCUCAGCCGGAUAUUGUUUUAGGCAGAAACAUUCAUAGAGAUAUUGCAUCUCGCUGGCAAGAUAUUUUAUUAAAAGGUAUGACCAAAGAGUCAAAGGAACAACUUUUUAAAAAGUAUCUCAUUCCCGCCAAUUGUCACUACCUGGUUGCACCGAUUUUAAAUCCCGAAGCUAAAGCUGCGGUUCCUGAUAUAUUAGCAAAGAGAGACUGCACCUUAUUGCAAAAACAAAAUCAGAUCGGUGUGGCUUUAGCCGCGCUCUCUCAAGUUAUAGAAAUGAUUGUAAAGAAAGAAACUGCUACACAGCUACUUCUGCAGCCAUUAAGUGAUGCUUGCCGCUUGUUGUGUGACAGCCACAACAUGGAGACCAAGACAAGGCGAAGCAUUGUGAUGAGCACUAUAAAUACUAGCUUACGUGAAACUCUCACUAACAGCAGCCGUGACAAGUAUUUAUUUGGCGAAGAUCUAACAGAAAAACUAAAAGCCGCUAAAUCUGUUCAAAGAACCGGGGAAUCACUGCUCAAACCCAACCCAGUAGCAACUUCAAGCAAAAAUUCAAACUAUAAAAACUUGGCCUUACCAAGAAACCGGAAUUUAAACUACAGGGGUCAGACUCAGAAGAGACCACCGAACAGACAGGGCGAGUCAUCGAGAGGACGACCACCAGCGCGCCAACAACGCGCCACACCGUACGCGCGUCCGCCUCCACCUCCGCCCAAAGCGCCGUCGCCGACGAGGAGGCCCUACCGCCGGUAGAUACUCAGGUAACGCAGUACGCUGGUCGAUUAAAAUAUUUUCAUAAAGAAUGGAUGAAAUUAACCGAUGAUUCAACGUUACUGUCAUGGAUAACGGGAUAUAAAAUCCCUUUCAUAUCUACUCCAAUACAAGAUGUUUGUCCUGUAACUAGACCAAAAUCUGAUCAGGAGCAUGAUGACUUUGUUUUGGCAAUCAAUAAGCUAACCUCUAUACAUGCUAUUUCUCGAUGUUCACAUGAGGAAGGAGAAUUUAUUUCGAGCGUUUUCCUUGUGCCUAAACCAAACGGUGAAAAACGUUUUAUUCUAAAUUUAAAAUUGUUAAAUAAAUUUGUAUCAACAAACCAUUUUAAAAUGGAAGACUAUAGAACAGCUAUUAAGUUAAUAACAAAAGACAGUUACAUGGCAUCCAUAGAUUUAAUGGAUGCAUAUUUUUUUAUAAAUAUCUGCAGUUUACAUAGAAAAUUCUUACGUUUUAAUUAUAACGGAACCCUUUAUGAAUUUAACUGUUUACCGUUUGGUUUAUGCACAGCUCCUUACGUUUUUACAAAAUUACUUAAACCUGUAAUGGAAUAUUUACGCUCAAGGAACAUGAUCUCUGUAAUUUACUUAGAUGAUUAUUUUUGUGUAGGUAAAACUUAUUAUGAUUGUAUGAAAAAUGUUAA